Molecule: messenger RNA, 2010 nt
Organism: Trichoderma gamsii
Lineage: Eukaryota; Fungi; Ascomycota; Sordariomycetes; Hypocreales; Hypocreaceae
Product: RNA binding protein
Exons: 1
Coding region: 1-2010 (669 amino acids)
Molecular function (GO): mRNA binding
Source: RefSeq, a predicted model, not a curated record
AUGAGCGGUGAUCCGAGCCGGAGCCAUCCGCCGCCGACAACGUCUGCGUGGAUGCAAUAUCCCGAAUCCUGGACCAGCCUGUCGCCCGUGCAUAUGCAAUCACCAGAGCCUCUGGAGCGAGGAGGCCUCAUCGCCGCCAUGAACAGCUUUGCCAACCCUCCGGCCCCUGUUCCGACGGCGCAGUCUGUCCGCGCGCCGUUCAGAGGCCAACCUUCCUCGUCAGCGCCUUCGUACGGCCUCAACGGCGUGAAUGGCAACCAGCGAUUUGGGGCCGAGCCGCCCAGGAACACCUUGUUCGAUGUGUUCGCUCCGCAGCCGCAGCAGCAACCUGUGCGCGUGCUGGUCCGCAACUUGUCGGCCAAUACGACAGAAGAUGCCCUGCGGCUCAUGCUCGUCUUUUCAAAUGAGCUGAUCAGCGUCGAGCUCUUGACUAACAAUUCUGAUGACCUGCCCUAUCGCUCUGCUAUUCUGUACUUCCAAUCCAUGAACGGCGCGCUUGAAGCCCAAACCAAUCUCAGUGGUCGCCUCAACAUGAACAACAGCGGCAACAUGGUGGUUGAUGUCUUGGGCACGUCUACCUAUUCGUCGCCCAACAGAAUGACGCCUAACCCCGUUCCCUUGGCCAGCCCAAGCGCCGCCUCCAACGUUGACCCUUUUACCACGGCGGUUGCUCGUCCUCAGCCGAGCAUUGGCAAUGGAUUCCCGUCCCACGAUGCAAUGUCGCCGACAAUGAGAGGUCGCUUUUUCGGUAGCGUUCCUCCCCAUCAGGACCUGGCCGCUCCAGAUACGGAGGCUAGCAACCACUACAAGAACUUGUUCAAUCCCCAGUCGCCUAUUGGAAACCACCUUGCUAACGAGCUGCCCGGCCGACUGGGCAAAUACAUCAUUAACAAUGAGCUCGGCGAUGACGAUGAUAGCGAACUCCUCAGAGAUCCCAUCGCCUAUGCGGAAAACGGCACCCCGGCCCAACGCAGAGCUACUGCUCCCACCAUUCCCAUCAGCCAAAUGGCGAGCCUUUCCAUCAACACGAGCGCCCCGCCGCCAUUGCCAUCGUACAUCCCAGCUUUGACUUCUCCGGUUCAUGGCGUCAACGGCAGCAACGGAUUCAUGAGGGGUGGGCAGCAGCAGCAGCAGCAGCAGCAAUCGCAACAGAAUCAUCACUCACUCACUCGGAUGCCGCAGCAAAGGCCGCAGCAGCAGCAGCAGCAGCAGUCGCGAUCACAGGCGCAGCAGCAGCAGCACGACAAGUCCCCGAGGCAACAAUUAUCAAAACCUCAGCAACAAGACAGGCAGCAACAACAGUCGAACCAACAGGUGCCCUACGGAAGGUCCAACUUUCCUCCUGUCAACCCCGCGGACCAGAAUCCUCCCUGCAACACGCUUUACGUCGGCAACCUGCCUGUCGAUACGGCUGAAGAGGAGCUCAAGGCAAUGUUUUGCAAGCAGCGAGGCUACAAGAGACUUUGCUUUCGUACCAAGGCAAAUGGGCCCAUGUGUUUUGUCGAGUUUGAAGACAUUUCGUUAGCCACACGGGCACUGAAUGAAAUGUACGGAGCGUUGCUGCACAAUAGCACCAAGGGUGGCAUCCGCCUGAGCUUCUCCAAGAACCCGCUUGGCGUUCGUUCUGGCCAGCCUGCUUCACAAGUCUCUCAGACAAGCAUGCCUCCCAUGAGCGGAGUGGCCCCGUCAAACUUGUCUAAUGCCUUUGCUGCGGCCAGUGGCCCCCCUCCAGGCCUGUCUGUACCACCAGGACUUGGUUCACGAGGCGCUGGCUACGGCGGCCCCGGCCACAGCAUUACGAAUCAACGAAACAGCAACUUUUCAAGCCUGCCAUCCAACGGCAAUAAUCACCGUCAUCAACACGGUCAAGACUCCUAUUUUGCGUAUACGAGUUCCAACAAUGGAAACGGUACUGUGGUUAGCUUCAGCAACGCUGGCUCUUCCCGCAACACACCUUUCUACACCAAUGGAGCGAGCAGGCCUGCUAAGCCUCGCACUCCUUUCGCAUAA